AUGCCCUCAGCUAACACUUUCGCGGAUAUUUUUAAGACUGCAUUGGCUCCAGUUCUAAGCCAGCUAAGCAGCCUAAACAACAACGUCACCACCGUGCUCCAGAGCGGGCACGAAGAAUCAGAUGAGGACGGUGAAACCGCCUCUGUUGACGAGCCCGCCAAUUCUGGGGACAUGGAUGCAGAUGUCUCUGCGCUCCUCGCGGCUGCGGGAACAGAUCAAAACAACGAGGCUAUGCCGGGUGACGAACUUCUAAAAGAACUCGCACAGGACCUGACAGUCAGCGAGAAGACCUCCCCACCCCUUCGCGAAGGGCUGGCGGCCAUCUUCAACAAUCUCUUAUCCGAAAAGAUGGGGGAGGAGAAACUAAAGGCAAAGCUAGACAAAUACCCCCGUCCAGAGAACGUACAGGGUUUGCGCACACCCAAAGUAAACCCUUCGAUUUGGAGCCAGCUCUCCACUGCCCUGAAAGCACAGGAUGUCCGAUCGCAGAAAGGACAAAGCACCCUUAUCGGCGCAAUAACAGCCAUGACAAAGGCCGCCGAUUUGGCUCUGGGAAAAUACAGCCAAGAUAAGGAGCUGAUCACCUUGUUGACUGAUUCCGUUGCAAUGGCACUUCAGUACAACCAUGAGGUUAAUCACUCCCGACGCCUGGCCAUGAAAAAAGAGAUGCAUAAAGACUAUGCAGCCCUUUGUAAUGUGUCCACUGUGGAUGGCUCAUCAGAGCUCCUUUUGGCGACCUGACAAAGUUAGCAAAAGACAUCACCGAGGCCAACAAGUUGACCAAAAAGGUGCGCCCACAACAUUCCGGGAAUUCCCGUGGCCAUGACAAGUACGGUGGGCGCCCAGCGUAUGGCUCGCAGAGAAGAUUUCAGCCUUACCCUAGAGGGAAAACCUCGGAUUUUUUAGGGAAAAGCCGUUUCUCAAAGCCGCCAAGAAAGAAAAAGGACGGCGAAACGAGCCAGCGCCCGUAAAGGUGCCUGAGGUAUGUAACGCAGAUGCGACAUCUUUGUCUAUUGACAUUGUAAAUAGUUUGGUAAAUUCACAACCAAGUUUCCAAGCCGGGAAACUUAAACACUUUUUGCCGCAGUGGCAAACUAUUACAACCGACCCUUCUAUUCUUCAGAUUGUUACUGGAGUUAAAAUUGAAUUUAUAAACAGUGUUGCACCCACGCAACAUUAUGGUAGACCUAGUGUCUUCAACGCUUAUCAGCAUUCAAUUGUCACAGAGGAAAUUGAUACACUGCUCGCAAAAAGGGUCAUUAUCCCCGCGGCACAGGAAACAGGAGAAUUUGUAUCCACAAUAUUCUUGCGGCCGAAAAAAGAUGGCACGCACCGCACCAUUUUAAACCUCAAAGCCCUUAACGAAUAUAUAGCCUACCAUCAUUUUAAAAUGGAUACACUAGAGGCUGCAGUAAACAUGAUGAGACCAGGUUGUUUUAUGGCUUCGGUAGACUUAAAGGACGCUUAUUAUACCGUCCCUAUCCAUCCAUCUCACCAGAAAUACUUAAAGUUCUAUUUUGAUGGUGUUUUCUACACAUAUACCUGUUUGCCGAAUGGCCUAGCUAGUGCCCCGCGCAUAUUUACAAAAUUAUUGAAGCCCGUGUAUUCCACACUUCGGAGUAUGGGACAUCUCAAUUCAGGGUACAUUGAUGAUUCUUAUCUACAAGGAGACACCUCCAAGGAAUGUUAUAAAAAUGUCGUUGACACCGUCACGCUUUUUACUCAAUUAGGUUUUCAUGUCCAUCCUGAGAAAUCAGUUUUCAUCCCUUCCCAGAAACUGACCUUCUUAGGUUUUGUAUUGGAUUCUAUUGCCAUGACAGUUACGCCCACGGAGGAUAAAGCGCAACGGAUUCGGUCUGUCUGUGCUACGCUUUUACAAACACAAAUGCCCACAAUCAGACAGGUCGCAGAGGUCAUUGGCAUUCUGGUGUCCAAUUUUCCCGGGGCUCAGUACGGACCCCUACACUACCGCCACCUUGAACGGGAUAAAUAUCUCGCGCUCAUAGCUAACAAGGGUGAUUUCGCGGGCAAAAUGCAAAUCUCCCCUCCCGCGCUAGCAGAGAUUCAGUGGUGGCACAAUAAUGCUGACACUCUUAAACGAGAUAUUCACCAAGAUCAUCCAAGCGUUUCAAUUCAAUCAGACGCGUCAACACUGGGGUGGGGAGCUGUUUAUGGCACGCAGAAAACGGGGGAGAUGGACCCCUUUGGAACAGGAAUUUCAUAUAAACAUAUUGGAAUUACUCGCAGCAUUUUUGCGUUAAAGUGUUUUUGCAACCAUAUGGGCAACUGCCACAUCCAAAUUCAAAUCGACAAUACGACAGCAUUGGCUUACAUUAACAACAUGGGGGGUUCAAAAUCACAACAACUUAAUGAACUAGCUGUUGAAAUUUGGGAAUGGUGUACUGCACGCAACAUUUGGCUCUCGGCUGUGCACAUAGCUGGUCGGCUGAACACUGGCGCUGAUGAACAAUCACGCGUGUUCUCAGAUAAUCACGAGUGGAUGUUAGACAAACACUCGUUUGACAAGAUCAUGUUGCGCCUCCCGGACUCGAUUUCGAUUUGUUUGCAAGCCGUCUAAACAAUCAGAUAAAUAGUUACUGCUCGUGGCAUGCAGACCCUAGUAGUUCACAUAUAGAUGCGUUCACUAUGAAUUGGAAAGGGCAUCAAUUUUAUGCUUUUCCACCUUUUAGCCUUCUUCCAAGAUGCCUUCAGAAGAUCAGUCACGACCGAGCACAGGGAGUUCUGAUUGCCCUCUCUGGCCAACCCAAACGUGGUUCCCAGUCCUCCUACAGCACCUAUGCGAUCAGCCCUGGAUUCUGCUCUCACGCCCAGACCUUCUACAACACCCGUCACGCAGCGGCCCACAUCCUCUACACAAAAAUCUUCAUCUGAUGGUCUGUCCUGUGUCAGGGGAUCCUUCAGCCGUUACCACCUUCCAGAGGAGGUUACCGACAUUCUCAUGGCAUCUUGGAGAAAAGGCACUCAAAAACAGUAUGCCACAUACAUUAAAAAUGGAUGGCAUUUUGUCGUGAAAGGAAAAUUGAUUGUUAUGCACCACCACUGAGCGACACCCUCCAAUUUCUCACUGACCUAUUUAAUCAAGGACUUAGCUACUCCACUAUUAAUACAGCUCGCUCUGCCUUAUCUACCAUUGUCAUGAUAGACGGGGAGAAAAGUUUUGGCAGCAAUCAUGUUGUUACACGUUUUAUGAAAGGGGUAUUUGAAACCCGCAAACCUAAACCUAAAUACGACAAAAUUUGGGAUGUUUCGGUGGUUCUGAAACAUUUAUCUUCCCUAUACCCCAAUGAAAAAUUGCCUUUAAAGGAUUUGACAUACAAGGCCCUUAUGCUUAUUCUAUUAGUUUCCAGUCAACGGGGACAAUCGAUACACUUGCUAGAUCUUCAGCAUGUUACCAUGGAAGAAGAUAAUUAUUCCUUUGACCUCGCUGAGCAUAUCAAGACUAGUACUCCCAGGAGCCCACAUACGAAGAUUGACAUUUCCGUUUAUGAGCCAGACAGUACAAUUUGCCCUUUGGCCUGUCUGAAAGCAUAUAUUAACAAGACAAAGAACUUGCGUAAUAGCGAAACUCAAUUGUUUAUUAGUUAUGUAAGGCCCCACAAACCUGUCUCUCGGGACACGGUUUCAAGGUGGACUAAAGAAACUCUUAGAAUUUGUGGGAUUGAUACCAAUGUGUUCACUGCACAUAGCACAAGGUCAGCAUCUGUUUCCAAAGCAAAUGAAAAGGACGUCCCUAUCCACGAGAUCAUGGCUAACGCGGGCUGGAAGUCCGCAGAGACCUUUCGUAAAUAUUACAACAAACCUGUUGUUCAAGGAAACAGACUAACUGCCGCUAUUCUUGGCCAGUGA
Molecule: messenger RNA, 3867 nt
Organism: Porites lobata
Lineage: Eukaryota; Metazoa; Cnidaria; Anthozoa; Scleractinia; Poritidae
Source: the annotation of a GenBank genome assembly